Molecule: messenger RNA, 2437 nt
Organism: Hyla sarda
Lineage: Eukaryota; Metazoa; Chordata; Amphibia; Anura; Hylidae
Gene: LIMK2
Product: LIM domain kinase 2
Exons: 16
Coding region: 193-2022 (609 amino acids)
Biological process (GO): actin cytoskeleton organization; protein phosphorylation
Cellular component (GO): cytoplasm; nucleus
Molecular function (GO): protein serine/threonine kinase activity; ATP binding; protein binding
Source: RefSeq, a predicted model, not a curated record
CGCCCAUACAGGUGCGGACAUGUUUGUGCUGCCUUGAGCAGGAACAAAGCUGACCAGCCAGAGACGCCCUGUCCAGGGGCAGGCACUGCUGAAGAAGUUUGUGAGGGGCGGGGCUUACACCGAAGACACAGACGAAACAGGAGGUGCCUGGGAAACAGGUACGGAUUGAGCCUUCCCGGUACCCAUAACGUGAUGUCACCGGGUGAUGUCACCGACGGUGUGUGUAUGAGGCAGGAGCGGCCGGAGGAGACCGGAGUGGUCGGAAAAACAUUUGGGAAUAACAGUGCAAUCCCCCAGGAUGCCCAAAUGGAGGAAAAUAUAUCACGGAAGUCUGACUCAACUGGACUCUCCCCUGUGGAGCCCUGGACUUUACAGCCUGAACCCUGUGUUAGCUGCAAGCUGCGUAUGACAGGACCGGCCAUGGUGGUCUCCCAGUACAAGUUCCAUCCUGAAUGCUUCUCCUGCUCUGGAUGCCAUGCAGUCAUUGAGGAGGGAGAGUCGUUCAGCUUGGUGGAAAGCACAACUCUAUUUUGUGGCCCAUGUCACAAGCUACUUCUAUUACGACCACAGUUUGAGGGGCUCUGCAAUGAAUCUGCCAAAGAACAACAUCCUCACACCCUUACUCUUAUACGGCUUCCUCCUCAUGCAGGAGGCAGCAGGGGCUUCUCUGUGUCAGUGGAAGACAUGAAGGUCACACAGGUGAAACUUGAAGCUCGUAACCUUCUGCAUCCAGGAGAUCACAUUUUGGAAAUUAAUGGCUCUCCUGUCAAUACAAUGCCACCUAAGGAGGCUGAUAAUUUGCUUAGCUGCACAGACCGGACCCUGCAGAUUCUGGUAGAGCACAACCCCCCACAGACCUCCCCUGUGACUAGAGUACCCCCGAAAUCUCCCUCCUUGCACCCAGGAGAUGGAAAGAGCAUCUCUGAAAGUUAUGCCAAGCGUGGCUCCAUCCGGCGCAGUAACAGUAACACUCGCUCCUCUGGGCCCUGUUCUCCCAAAGAUAUCCGUUGUGUUUCUCGGUCAGAGUCUCUUCGCUGUGCUGUAGGUGGACCUCAGCAGAUCUUUCGACCAUGUGAACUUCUUCACGGUGAAGAACUGGGAAAAGGUUUCUUUGGUCGUGCCAUAAAGGUCACACACAGAGCAACUGGGAAAGUAAUGGUCAUGAAAGAGUUAAUACAGUUCGAUGAACAGACACAAAAAACUUUCCUCACAGAGGUAAAGGUCAUGCGGUCCCUGGAUCAUCCCAAUGUGUUGCGUUUUAUUGGUGUUCUCUAUAAGGAUCGGAGGCUGAACCUGCUAACUGAGUUCAUAGAAUGUGGAACCCUCAAAGAUUUCUUAAGAGGGGACACAUGUCCUUGGCAACAGAAGGUCUCAUUUGCUAAGGAUAUUGCAUGUGGCAUGGCAUAUCUUCACUCCAUGAGCAUCAUCCACAGGGACCUCAACUCUCACAACUGUCUUAUCAAACUGGAUGGCACUGUGGUUGUAGCUGAUUUUGGGCUUUCAAGGCUUAUUCUGGAAGAGAAACCAAAACCCCCACCAGAAAAGCCACCCACAAAAAAGAGAACACUGCGCAAGACUGACCGUCGGAAACGUUACACUGUGGUGGGCAAUCCAUAUUGGAUGGCACCAGAAAUGUUAAAUGGUAAACAGUAUGAUGAGAAGGUGGAUGUGUUUUCAUUUGGGAUUGUCCUGUGUGAGAUUAUUGGCCAAGUUUAUGCUGAUCCAGAUUGCCUACCACGCACCAUUGAUUAUGGCCUAAAUGUCCGCCUUUUUUGGGAGAAAUUUGUUUCAGAGGACUGUCCCUCAGGAUUUUUUCCCCUCGCAACAUCCUGUUGUCAACUUGAGUCUGACCUAAGGCCAGACUUUACAUCUCUACAUGAUACACUUACAGCAAUAUCUUUGUUUUUGGGAGAGCUGGCAAUCCCUUUACCCUCUGAGCUAGAGGUCAUGGAGCACAAUUUAAGGUUGCAAUAUGGUCUGAUGCGAGAACAACCAUCUCCAGUGGAUAGCAUAAGCCAGUAAUCUCAGAAGAUAUCUUCAUUCAAACAAUGGUUUUUUCCACCGUUUGAUGUGAAAAUGUUCCAUUCUCUCUGGUGGUAGAUUUAUUUUAUAUGUUGCUUAUUAAUUUAUUAGACUGAGGUUGAACCAUAGGGUCCAAAGCCAAUGUGCACAUUUCUGUGGUAUUCCCAUCUUUAACAUAAAUGCCUUAUUAUCACUGUAGAGUCUACCGUUGGGACCCUCUUCCGUACUUGUCAUACAAUAAUCAGUUCAUUCCAUAAUUCCAAUAGACUUCCAUGUAUAGAGCCAUCUGCAAGACUGACUACCUGUGCAUUCGGCUGUAUGAAGAGUAUGGUGGCAAUUAGUGGUCAGUAGAGAUGAGUGAACUUACAGUAAAUUCGAUUCGUCACGAACUUCUCGGCUCGGCAGUUGAUGACUU